Erythranthe guttata (spotted monkey flower) is the source of this 1674-nucleotide messenger RNA. RefSeq lists its product as uncharacterized. Lineage: Eukaryota; Viridiplantae; Streptophyta; Magnoliopsida; Lamiales; Phrymaceae. The record is from RefSeq and is a predicted model, not a curated record.
UCUCUCUUCUUUCCUUCAGACAGAGAGAGAAAAUCCCCUUAAUUUCUCACUUUCUCUCCCAUUGAAUUCCUUCCCCACCCUUUCUUUAUUGUUUUUACCUUACUCUGUUUUUCUUUCUCUCUCUCUCUCUCUCUCUCGUCUUUUUGUUUUCCCCCUGUUUUCCCUAAAGAGAUUAGAGAGAGAAUCAGAGCAAUCUCUCUCUUUCUCUCUCUAUCUCUCUCUCUCUCUCUCUAUCUCUGUGUGUGUGUGUCUGAAAACCAUGUUUAUCUUUGAUAAGGUACCGAUGCAAACAAAUCUUGAAAGCUUCUUGGAUUGCACAACCCCUGUGGUCCCAUCUCAAUUUCUGCCCAAGAGUGAGAUGAUGAAGCUUAACAAGCUAUGGCAUCCAUGGGAAAGAGAGAACAUUGACUAUUUUACCCUCGGUGAUCUUUGGACUAGCUUCGACGAAUGGAGCGCUUGCGGCGCCGGAAUCCCGAUCGUCUCCGACGACGGCCAGAAUUUAAUCCAAUAUUUCGUUCCGUAUCUCUCCGCAAUCCAAAUUUUCACCAGCAAUUCAUCUCUAAAUUGUACGAGGGAUAGGGAUGAAACGGACUCGAGUGAGACUAGAGAUUCGUUUAGCGAUUCAUUUAGUGACGAGAGUGAGAGCGAGAAGUUGUCUAGGUGGGACGGAUGUUCCUCCGAAGAAGGGCUUUCCGAGCAAGAUUGCUCGUGGCAUCCAAACGCUCGAUUGGGUAAUCUUUAUUUUCAAUACUUUGAGAAGUCGUCUCCUUACGGAAGAGUUCCCCUCGCGGACAAGACUUUUAGCUUAGCUGAAAGAUACCCUGGAUUAAUGUCUUUGAGAAGUGUAGAUCUUUCACCUGCGAGUUGGAUGGCUGUUGCAUGGUACCCUAUUUAUCACAUUCCCGCCGGAAGAGCCGUUAGAGACUUGCAGACGUGCUUCCUCACUUACCACACACUUUCCUCUUCUUUUCAAGAUAUGGAUUUUGAAGAAGAUGCGGAGAAUGUCGAGAGGAAAGGAAAAGAAGGUGAAAGCAUAGCUCUGCCUCCGUUUGGUUUGGCGACUUAUAAGAUGCAAGGCGAUGUUUGGAUAUCCGACAAAAUGGGCGGUCAAGAUCAAGAGAGGCUCUUUUCAAUGGUGAGUGUUGCCGAUUCUUGGCUAAAGCAAUUACACGUGCAGCACCAUGACUUCAAUUACUUCAUGGGAAUUCGCCAUUGAUAAGAAGCAUACCCGAAAUAAAAUCCGUUUUUUUAGUUAAACCCCUCCAAAAAAAACAAAACCAAAAAAAAAAAAAAAUUAUAUUAUAUCGACGACUAGAAUGCUUUUUCUCCCGUGUUUUUUUGAGUAUUCGUACUGAGAAAACGAGAGAAUUAGUGAGCUUUAGAGGUGUAGAGAAUUUUCUCUGGUUUUUAACGUGCGUUUUUUUUUUUUUUUUAAUUGAGUUGGUUUUAGAACGCGUAAAGGUGAAACUAACAAACGCCCGCUUUUUUUUCGGAUUUUUUUUUUCCGUAAGAGGUGGUUUUAUUGCAAGAGCGAUUUAGAUGAAGAGAGAGUGAAGUUCUUGGGGACUUUUAUAUGUACAGGUUCAGGAGAAAAAAAAAAACAAGUGGACUUUGCACAUUUUAUAUGUAACAUAAAUUUCAUGACUUGUUAUAUUAUAUUUUUCCCGGAUUUUA